Echinostoma caproni is the source of this 268-nucleotide messenger RNA. The record is from the annotation of a GenBank genome assembly. Lineage: Eukaryota; Metazoa; Platyhelminthes; Trematoda; Plagiorchiida; Echinostomatidae.
GACUAUGUGCGAACAUCGACAUAUCAACGUGCCAUCUUGGCCAACGCAUCUAUCGAUUUCCGGGGCAAAGUUGUUCUGGAUGUGGGUGCCGGGUCUGGAAUCCUCAGCUUCUUCGCCAUACAAGCUGGAGCCACUAAAGUUUACGCAGUUGAGGCGUCGAAUAUGGCCGCACAUUGUAAUACUCUGGUUCAGGCUAAUAAACUUGCCGGACGAAUUGUGGUUAUCAGGUAACCAGUUGAGUUUUUCUGUUUUUCAUUUAAUANNNUAA